UUGCCAGGACAGAAAAUUGAUAGUAAAAGACGUUGAGAAAAAGUAUGUUCGUGGAGUUGUACUAAAAACUUCCUGUAGUACUGUUUACCGAAAGGAUUUGAAAGCGCGGCGGCGUGUAUUUGUGGAUAGACGGUAAAAUUUAAAAGGAUUAUUUAGAACAAUGGGAAAAUUAAAGUUUUGUUCCAAUGUAUCUUGGAUGUAUAGCGAAGCUGAGUUUUUAGAACGUUUUAAAUUGGCUGCACAAGAUGGUUUUAAAGGUGUUGAAUGCGCCUGGCCGUAUGACCAUAAACUAGAAGAUGUCGUCGCCGCCAAGACCCAGGCAAAUUUGGAGCAAAUUUUGAUCAAUUCAGGGUGCGCCAAAUCGCUAGGAAAUGCCGCAAAUUCAAAUAACGUUGCUGGGUUCAAGAAAGAGUUAGAGCAAGCAAUAUUGUACGCUAAUGCAUUAAACUGCAAGAGAAUUCACAUUGUUGCUGGGAACGUUGGAAAAGAACAGACAAGGGACCAGGCAUGUGAGACGUACGUCAGUAACCUACAAUAUGCUGCUGAGAAAUUACAAGAGCAUGGAAUUAUGGGUCUAAUAGAGCCAAUUAACACCCAAAAGAUGCCUGACUACUUCCUUAACACAACUGACCAAAUGUUAGACAUUUUAAAACGGGUUAACCGACCAAAUAUUAUGUAUCAACUGGAUAUUUUCCAUUUGCAAAUCAUGGAAGGUAACUUAACGAAAAAAAUCACUGAUUUAUUUCCGAAAAUUGGACACAUUCAAAUCAGCCAAGUCCCUGGCCGUGGCGAACCAUCAACAGCUGGAGAAAUUAAUUUUUCCUAUUUAUUUUCACUUUUGGAAACCUUAGGUUAUGAUGGCUGGAUAGGCUUGGAGUAUAAACCGAGUACUAACACUCGGGAAAGUGUUCAAUGGUUUAAAGAUUAUAUGCAGGGAUAAAUUAACACAUUAAAAAUUGGUGCUUUAGUAGUGAAAUUGUUUUUAUCUGGUAAUUAUUUUUUAUAAUUUGUCAUGUAAAUUGGUGCUGUGGUGAAGCCAGCAGCUCCUUUUAUUUUGAUUAUAUGUUUUAGAUAAAUUGUCAUGUACAUUUAUGCAUUACUUUAGUCAUGUAUAUUUAAUUAUGUAUUACGUUGACCAAGAAAAAGUGUAAAGACAGUAAAAUUCAUUUUGCUAGAAAUCUGUGUGUUUUUGCUGAAAGCCUGUAUAUGCUUCAUAAAAAGUUCAACACCAAAUUGAAAGUGCAAUAUUUUGUUCGUUUAACAUCCUUUAUAUUAUAUUCAACUCAGUUUUGUACAUUUUUGUUGCAUAACUUAGAAAAAAAACAUUUUUUUGGGAUGUGUGUUAAAUAACAUAGGACUAUACAUUAAAUAUCAGUGUUAAAGGUAAUAAAUUAUUAUGCAGUUUUUGUAUAAUUUUGUAAUUUCUUUCACACAAG
This is a messenger RNA of Ciona intestinalis (vase tunicate), 1436 nucleotides long. RefSeq names its product putative hydroxypyruvate isomerase. Gene Ontology annotation, molecular function: hydroxypyruvate isomerase activity. The record is from RefSeq and is a predicted model, not a curated record. Lineage: Eukaryota; Metazoa; Chordata; Ascidiacea; Phlebobranchia; Cionidae. Gene Ontology annotation, biological process: glyoxylate metabolic process.